Molecule: messenger RNA, 771 nt
Organism: Ostrinia furnacalis (Asian corn borer)
Lineage: Eukaryota; Metazoa; Arthropoda; Insecta; Lepidoptera; Crambidae
Product: poly(A) polymerase gamma-like
Exons: 7
Coding region: 22-771 (249 amino acids)
Biological process (GO): RNA 3'-end processing
Cellular component (GO): nucleus
Molecular function (GO): poly(A) RNA polymerase activity; RNA binding
Source: RefSeq, a predicted model, not a curated record
CUACAUGAUCGGUAUCAUCUGAUGCCGAUCAUCACCCCGGCGUAUCCUCACCAGAACUCGACAUAUAAUGUGUCCGAGUCGACCCGCACCAUUAUCAUGGAGGAGUUUAGAAAUGGUCUGGCGAUAACGGAGGAGGUAAUGGCGGGCAAAUGUGGUUGGGACCGUCUCUUUGAGACGCCCAACUUCUUUGCUCGCUAUAAGCACUUCAUCGUGCUCUUGGCUUCCUCCAACAGCGCUGAAGACCAGCUCCAGUGGUGCGGGUUCACUGAGAGCAAGAUACGCCACCUUGUCUCAAGCUUGGAGCGGAACCAACCCAUCUCCGUAGCACACGUGCACCCAGUGUGCUAUCCCAGCGUGCCGCUCCACACCAACAACGGGCAGCCGAUGGCUUUGGCACCAGGUUCCUCGGCCUCUGAAGUGGCAGCGGAGGUCAAGACCGAAGAUGGUGUCAAAACCGUCAACGGAGAUGGGAAACCAAGCCACUGCUCGAUGUGGUUCAUCGGCCUGGCGUUCGAGCAGCACAAUGUCUCCGUGGACUUGACAUAUGACAUUAUGUCAUUCACGAAAACAUUGUGCUACCAGGCCGAUAGGAGCAACGUGUCGCGAGUCGGCAGGACGAUUGAGGCCCGUUACGUUCGCCGCAAAGAGCUCCGGCAGUACCUUUGUGAGUCGCUUCUGGAAGGCGCAUUGGCAGCAGGCGACAAACGACGCCGUGCCAAACGCGAUGUGCCAUCCAAGAAGCGACGAGUAGAGGAAGCUGACGGAGCUUGA